CCGAGGAGGGCGGGAGAGCUGCGACAGCGGGGCCGAGGAGCCAUGCCCACGUCCAGACUCUUCACCCUCGUCCUGGUGGUGCAGCCGUCCCGCGUCCUGCUGGGCAUGAAGAAGCGCGGGUUCGGCGCCGGGCUGUGGAACGGCUUCGGGGGCAAGGUGCAGCCCGGGGAGAGCAUCGAGGAGGCUGCCCGCAGGGAGCUUCUGGAGGAGAGUGGACUGACUGUGGAUACCUUGCAGAAGAUGGGUCAGAUCACUUUUGAAUUUGUAGGCAACUCUGAACUCAUGGAUGUUCACAUUUUCCGGGCAGAUCACUUUCAUGGAGAGCCAACAGAAAGUGAGGAAAUGCGGCCCCAGUGGUUUCAGCUGGAUGAAGUGCCCUUCCAUCGCAUGUGGCCAGAUGACAGCUAUUGGUUUCCCCUGGUGCUUCAGAGAAAGUUGUUUCGUGGCUAUUUUAAGUUCCAGGGACAAGACACCAUCCUGGAGCACAGCCUGAAAGAAGUGGAGGAAGUUUAAGAAAGAAGCAUUCAGCCCAUGUGCUACUGCCCACAUUGGGCUACAGCAUCCUGAGUACAACUAAUGAGAGGUCUCCUUGCUCAGCUCUCCAAAAAACAAGAGUUAUUUUCCAGGUCACUGCAAAGUAAGGAAAAUAAGGGGGUUUCUUAGAGCAGAAAUAAAAGUAACAAGAUUUUCUAUGCUGUAAAGUCCCUGGCUGUGGUAGACUUCAGUGGUUAUGUGAUCACAGCUAUUAAAAACAUAACUGUUAACCUGUUUUAGUGGCUUAAGCUCUUC
Messenger RNA from Cinclus cinclus, 789 nucleotides. RefSeq names its product nudix hydrolase 1 (gene NUDT1). The transcript is spliced from 4 exons. Lineage: Eukaryota; Metazoa; Chordata; Aves; Passeriformes; Cinclidae. The record is from RefSeq and is a predicted model, not a curated record. The coding region runs from base 43 to 513 and encodes 156 amino acids. Gene Ontology annotation, molecular function: 8-oxo-7,8-dihydroguanosine triphosphate pyrophosphatase activity. Gene Ontology annotation, biological process: DNA protection.